Messenger RNA from Drosophila takahashii, 704 nucleotides. RefSeq lists its product as uncharacterized. Lineage: Eukaryota; Metazoa; Arthropoda; Insecta; Diptera; Drosophilidae. The record is from RefSeq and is a predicted model, not a curated record.
UAAUAAUAUCGUCCAGCUUAAAAGGUUUUACUUAACAUUUAGAUCAGUUUUCGCGGAGAGCUAAACACAAUAAAAUGAAUAAAAAAGUUCUCGCUGCCUUCGUUUUAAGUACAUUUUUGAUCAGAGAAGUACUAAGUCAUCUAAAAUAUGUAAAAAUCAUUUUAGCAAACUUUAUUUUUAGGUCCAUUCGCUAGUUGAGUUUACAAACAUCAAGUGUGAGUCUGUCGAUAAAGAUUUUAUGAACUUCGAGUAUUGUCGUUUGAAAUCUGUGAACAGAACCUACAAAUACUUUUCCUUAAAAGCCAAUCUCUAUCAAAUUCCGGUGACCAAAGUAACGGUGAAUCCGGCGCUCUAUAAACGUUUUAGUGGCUAUCGGCCUUUCCUAUAUAAUAUAACGAUUGAUGCCUGCAAAUUCCUCGCUAAUCCAAGAACCAAUCCCGUUAUUGGUUACUUACACGACUUCAUAAGUGGCAGGUCAAAUAUAAACCACUCCUGUCCCUACGACCAUGACAUUGUGCUGGAUAGGAUAACAACAGAUUUUACAAAUCACAGAUUAACCAAAAUCCUGCCUUUUCCGGAAGGAGACUAUAUGGUUAAAGUGAGGUGGAUGGCGUAUGACAUGACCCGAGCUGUGUUUCAACUGUAUUUUUCCCUGUCGUAGAAAUUUGUGAAUGUUUAUUUAAUAACAUAAUUAAGUAAGUGUA